Molecule: messenger RNA, 2245 nt
Organism: Saccostrea echinata
Lineage: Eukaryota; Metazoa; Mollusca; Bivalvia; Ostreida; Ostreidae
Exons: 10
Coding region: 20-1312 (430 amino acids)
Biological process (GO): GPI anchor biosynthetic process
Cellular component (GO): endoplasmic reticulum
Molecular function (GO): catalytic activity
Source: RefSeq, a predicted model, not a curated record
CCAACUGUCGUCUUGCUUCAUGUUACUGGCUUACCUACCAGUAACAAUAACAAUAGUAGGCCUGUUGCACACCAGUCGUGCUCAGAAUCUUGAUGGAGAGCCAGAUUACACAAAAAUUUUGUAUGGUGGGGUUUUGCGAGUAGAAGAACAUGAGGACUCCAUUAAAGAAAGUCAAGAUGUUAUUCAGUUUGCAGUCUUCUUUGUCAAGAGAAGAUACCCUAUCUGUGAAACACCAAAGAAAGAAUCAAGAAAAGUUUCAACUGUGGAAAAACUGACUUUGUUUUACACCAAUAAUGAGGAAAUUCCAUACCUAGUGAAUGUUUCGGGCACUUUCCAACCUUUAGUCUUUGGAACACUCCAAGAUUUCUCUCUGUGGUGGACUUGUGGCAGGAAUGUUACCCUCCACAAUUUCACCAUUGCCACAUACCCAAAAGAAACACACCAUGUGUAUUCCCAUACCUUUAUGAAAGUUUCUGAUUUAGGAAACUUUACAGCCCCACUGGAGGUUGAUGAAAGAUUGGAACAGAGAAGUAUAGAGGAUCCAUGUUGUAGAAAAACAUGGAUUCCAUCGGAUUUUGUGAUGUACAGAUGCAGUAAGUCAUGUAAAUUAAAGUGUGUGGAACCUUUCAGUGUUAUGACUUACAAUAUUUGGAACAUGAACACCUUUACAAAGAUUGACCAGGACUACCCUGCAAGGUUCAGACGUCUUGCAAAAUUUGUGUAUGCCCCUGGACAGCUGGAUAAAUACAGUGUGUAUAAUGGAAAAACAGAAGAGGGCGUGGCCGUGUUCUCCAGAUUCCCAAUCAUUGCUCAAAAUACAUUCCUUUUAUUCAGAAAUCGUAGUAACAGUGCUGAUCUCCACCAGAGAGUUUGUCUCCAUGUCACCAUACAGCAUCCUCAUCAUGGAGUGAUUCACUUUCUGACCACACACUUAUCAUUAAGUCAUGAGGCCAGGGAGGAGUCUGUAGUUCAGAUCUGGAGGUACCUCAGGGGCCUCAGAGGUCCUGUUAUCCUAACAGGGGACUUUAAUGCAGAACCUCAGGAAAAAGCAAUGAGAUUUCUAAGAGGUGAAGUAUCACUGAAAGGAGAGAAGACAUCUUGUUUGGUGGAUGUGUGGCCCUAUGUUUAUCCCAAGUCACACGGCUUCACCUUUAACAGUGCUGAAGGAAAACUGAAGAAAAGGAUUGAUUACAUUUUUAAGUGGAAUCUUGAUAAAGAUUUUCAAGUCAGCAAUGUAGAGAUUGAUCAACACUCAGGAAAAGGACAAAAAGCUGCAUCUGAUCACCUGCCUGUUGUGGCGACAUUUUGUUGAAUUCACACAUACAUUUAGUAGAUGAUUGAGUGAAAUCAAGUUUAUUGAUGUUUUUAAAGAAUUGAUUAAAUACUUUUGUAACAUUUAUGAUAUUAUUUGCAAUUCAAGCUUUGCAUUCAAAGGAGAUGGAUGAAGAAGGCAGCAUGCAAAAAGCCUAUAGUUCAAAUGUAUAAAAAUCAUAUACAGUUUGUGAAUUUAGUAUAUAGAUUGAAGUCCUUCCAUCACUGAUAUUUAUGGAAUUAUGACAAAACUUUUCUUUGGAAAAUUUGCCUCAGCAGAAUAUUUCUAUAUUUAAAAAAUCAAUGUGGUAUUUGUGUGGUUCGAACUCAAGCAAUAAAAAUCCUAGUAUCAUUUUUCUUUGAGACUAGUUAACAUGUUAACCACUGUUCUACACAACAGUUGACAAAUAAUGGUAAAUCAAGUUUGUGAUAUAACCCUUGACUAAAUGGACUUGCAAUAUUUCUCAGAAAGAUACAAAUGUUGUGUCACAUAAGUGUAUUUUUAAGGUAUAUUGACCAAAAAUUUAUAUUUUUACGCAUACUUUGAGGAUAAACUUUCAAAAAAAUGGAGAGAAGACCGACUCAUAUGGAAAGCUGUGUUAGUGUAUGAAGAAAUCAUUUUUGACAUAGCCUCUUUAGUGUGUGUAUGCUAUUUCGUAGAUGAAUAAUUUUAAAUUUUGUGAGAUUUUUGCAAGUUGUGGAGAUUUUACAUGUAGUAUACAUUAAUGUUAGAUGAAAUAUCAAAGGAGUUUUGUUAAAAUUGAGAUUUAAUUUUUUCACCUUCUUAUUUGUCACAUCAUAAGCAUUUUUCUCACCUUAUUCGCCCAUCUUCUUUCAUUUUAUUCAACUUAAUGUUGCAAUAGCAAUUUUAAAUUUUCAAGUUUUAAAAUAACUUGUAAAGAUUGUAUGUGCAAUAAAUUUUUCAAAUUUUAAA